AACCGGCUUUCAUACCGAGUGGUCGUGAUUUCAAGCAAGUGCGGAAUACGUUAAUUUUUUUCUUUUCCUAAGAACUAUAUUAAAAGUUUUCAAAUUAUAAAGACAAUUUUCAAUACAUUUCUUUAUUGGUGAGAAGUGAAAAUGAGUGAAAAUGAUCCCGGGGGGCCUAGUGCCCCUCCGGUGGACAAUGUGAGGGUUCAGAGACCCAUAACCUACAAAUACAUUCCGAACAUUAAAUACAAUGGAUUCAAAGUGAUGGUGACCAGCGAGAAGCGUCCCCUAGAUUCAAUUGACAUAGGGGAUCGCGUGAAGAAGCUUUUCCGAAAGGACGAAAUCCGCCAAAUCAGGCAAACGGGACGUAAAUCUCUCAUAAUCUACUGUGAAAACCACAACGUGGCCAAUGCCAUUCAGGAAGUGCCAACCCUGCAAAGUGAAGGUACCAAAGUCUUCAUUCCCCUCUACUUCACCACUACAUGUGGAGUAAUAUGGGGCAUCAACAAGAAAUACAGUGAAGAAUACCUACUGGAGAAUCUCGAAGCGGGACAACUGAAGAUCACAAAAGUGGUGAGAGUGAAACGCCAUGAGAUGAUUGACGGUCAAAAGACCGCUAUCGAUACAGAGCGAGUGAAAGUGUAUUUUGAGGGAGGAUGCAUACCAGAGUAUGUGUUCAUUAACUACGUGCGUGUGCCAUGUCAACCAUUUGUAAUGCGAGCAACCGCGUGCAAAAUCUGCUGGUCUUACUACCACGGGGCAUGGAAUUGCCCAGAACAAUCCGCAAAAUGCAAGAGGUGUGGAGAAGAAAUUUCUACCACCCACUCAUUCACAACAUGCCAAGAAUCACCCAAAUGCAUCGCAUGCAAAGGAAAUCACAGUGCUGACUUUGUGAAUUGUCCUGAAAAAAUUCGCCAAGAGAACAUCAAUAACCUUGUUGCCUACAAGAACAUGAGCAAAGCGGAAGCAGCCCUGCAUUACCCGCACCCGAAACAACGCACAAACACACACUCACAGAUAGUCAUCUCAAACAGAUACACCGCUCUUGAUGAUGAGAGCGAUGAUGAUUUCCCCACCCUCGAGGAAGCUAGUCGCACCAAAAAGACCAAAAAGCAACGACGAGCACAAAUACCAAUCCACGAAGCACCAAUCACAUCAACACCAACUGCAUACAAUAACAACAUUAGCGACGAAGAAGAAGAGCACAACCAGAAACGUGACACACGGAAAAAUCGACAUGAAGGGAAAACAUCAACCCGACAGCAACCAUCAACAAGCAAGCAACAUAACAUGCAAAAUUCAAGACAACAUGAACCAUCAACAUCACAGUCCACACAACACCAAAACUCCACAAAGCGAGACAGACAUGCUCUCUCUUCCAGCAAUGAAGAAGCACCCAAACGACAACGGCAAUCCCAGGAGAUGUGAACGCAAAAAAUCCUCUAUGGGGUGGAUCCCAAUUAGACCCUCGAGGAAAAAUAAUUGAAGAAUCAAUUGAUAAAUAUGAUCUCACUAUCCUAAAUAAUCAACAACCAACACAUUUGACUAUAGCAACUGGAGUUUUUAGUGCAAUCGACCUAUCUGUCAUUAGUAGCGAAGUAGCAGCCAAUCUAGAAUGGAAUACCCUAGAUGAUUUCCAUGGGAGUGACCAUGUUCCUAUCCAGAUAAAAUUCUUGGAUUCACUUUUUCUUGAGUCGAGAAGGGCGAAAUGGAAAAUAAAAGAAGCAAACUGGAAUGUUUUUAAAGAAGACUUGAUAGGGAUUGAAAUGACUGGUAACAAUACAUCUGAAAUCGUAAGUAAUUUUUCUAACCAAAUAAUAAAUGUAGCUAUGAAAACUAUCCCUCAAACUAAAACAACACCAUACCGACCUCCUAAUCCUUGGUUUAAUAAAGAACUUAAGGCGACAAAGAAGAAUAGAAAUAGAGCUCUUAAAAAAUAUAAAAAGAGUUUAAGAGAGGGAGCCCCUGAUGAAUCCUAUUUAAUUGAAUAUAAAAAAUUUAAAGCAAAAAUGCAAAGAGAUUGUCGUAAAGAAAUGAAAGCUUGCUGGGAAAAAUAUGUGUCCACAAUAAACCCCAAUACACCUGUAACAAAAGUUUGGAAUACCAUUCAAAAAAUUUCUGGAAAAUUUAAAUCUUCACAAAUAUAUUUACUUAAAAAAGAUAAUAAUGAUAUAACAAAUCCUCAAGAAAUAUGCAAUGAACUAGCAAGGGCAUUUGGAGAAAAUUCAAGUAACGAAAACUACCCAUUAAAUUUCCUUUUUCACAAAGAAGAGCAUGAAGCAGAACCUCCCAUAAUUGAUCUAAACUAUGAUGCUUCCUAUAAUAUUCCUUUUUCUCCUGAAGAAUUAGAUAGAGUCCUUCAAGAAGUUAAAGGAAGUAGUCCUGGCCCUGACCUAAUUCAUUAUGAAAUGAUAAAAAAUUUAAAUCCUAGUUCCCUUAAUGAACUACUAAAAAUUUAUAAUUACAUGUGGACACAUAACGAAUUUCCAUCUUCAUGGAGAGAAGCCUUUGUAGUACCAGUGUUGAAACCCAAUAAAGACAAAACAGACUCAAAUAGCUACAGACCGAUCUCCCUCACUUCAUGCCUAUGUAAAAUUAUUGAACGAAUGGUAAAUCAUAGACUAGUAUGGCAUCUUGAAACUAACAACUUACUAUCACCAUACCAAUCAGGUUUUCGUAAAUGCCACUCAACCCUUGAUCAUUUAGUUAGAUUAGAAAGUGAAAUUCAAGAAGCCUUUGCUAGAAACGAGCAUUUAGUGGCAGUUUUUUUCGAUCUCAAAAAAGCAUACGAUAUGACAUGGCCAAGAGGUGUAGUAGACAUUAUUAUGAGCCUAGGAAUUAAUGGGAAUAUGGCCUCCUUUAUAAAUAAUUUCUUAACAAAUAGAAAAAUCAGUGUAAUAAUGGGAAACAAUGUCUCAGAGAAAGUCGAUCUAGAUAAUUCUGUCCCACAAGGGUCAGUACUAUCUGUCACCCUCUUUUUAAUUUAUAUAAACAAGAUUUUUGAAUACAUUCCCUCCCCUAUUACUGGACUUUUAUAUGCUGACGAUCUUGUCAUCUUUUAUAGAGCGAAUGAUAUAGGAGUUAUAGAGGAAAAAUUGCAAUUAGCUAUUAGGUCACUGGAACGAUGGUCAAAAAGCUCAGGACUCGAAUUUUCUCAUGAAAAAACUAAAGUCGUACAUUUUUGCAAAUCAAGAAAAUCCCACAGUGAUCCUGUCCUCACCCUAUAUAAUAACAUUCUCCCAGUAGUAGAUGAACACAAGUUUCUUGGAUUAAUCUUUGACAAAAAACUAGAAUGGAAAACCCACAUUAGUCAAUUAAAAGCAAAAUGUAAUAAGUCCCUAAACAUAAUCAAAAGCGUAUCCCACAAAGAAUGGGGGGGUAAUCGAAAAAAUCUUUUAAAAAUAUUUAACGCAUUAGUCCUAAGCAAACUAGAUUACGGUUCUAUAGUGUACGCUUCUGCCAAUAACAAAACCCUUGGAAUGCUUAAUUCAACUUAUCACGCAGGUAUUAGACUCAGUACAGGAGCUUUCCGCACUAGUCCCGUAAAUAGUAUACUUGUAGAAGCAGGAAAAUGUCCUCUUAGUUAUCGUAGAAAUAUUCUCAACAUUAAAUACGGGUUUAAAAUCCUAGAAUUAAAUAAUCAUGCUAAUAACACAAUAUACAAUUCUAUUGACACCAGAAAA
Lutzomyia longipalpis is the source of this 3674-nucleotide messenger RNA. RefSeq lists its product as uncharacterized. The transcript has 2 exons. The coding region runs from base 142 to 1419 and encodes 425 amino acids. Lineage: Eukaryota; Metazoa; Arthropoda; Insecta; Diptera; Psychodidae. The record is from RefSeq and is a predicted model, not a curated record.